Molecule: messenger RNA, 1110 nt
Organism: Lecanosticta acicola
Lineage: Eukaryota; Fungi; Ascomycota; Dothideomycetes; Mycosphaerellales; Mycosphaerellaceae
Source: the annotation of a GenBank genome assembly
AUGUCGGCCAAGCUCGCACUCACCCCGGCUGUGACCGGAGCCCUCCUGUUUGCCCUCACAGCAGCGCCAGACAACUUUCGCGAGCCACUCCUCGCCAAGUUGAGAGACCACAUCUCCGUCCAGAACAUCGCCCGAGGCAUCACGGCGCUGAAAUGGAUCUUUGGCCUCGGUCUGGUCAAGACUGCGAACGAGUACCUCUCGGAAUUGGCUCAGAACAACUUCCGAUUUUCAUCAGAGAAGCACAGGUACAAUUGGUCCAAGGAAGUCGCUGUCAUUACUGGCGCCACUGGUGGAUUCGGAAGCUUGAUGUCCAAGGAGCUGGCAGCCAAGGGCGUCAACAUCAUUGCCAUCGACAUCCGAGAUGAGAUGCCAGCAGAAAUGAAGAGCAACCCCAAAAUCCACUAUUUCAAGUGCGAUAUCACAGACCGCAAGGCAGUCGCAGAAGUUGCCCGGCAGAUCCGCGAGCAGCAUGGCGACCCUUCCAUUCUGGUAAACAACGCUGGUAUCUCUGGAGAUGGCACCAUUUUUGAACAAACUCCCGAACAACUGGAGAAUAUCUUCAAAAUCAAUGUGAUCAGCCACUACUACACAGUCCAGGAGUUCGUCCCGGCCAUGGCCAAGAACAAGAAGGGGCACGUCGUCACUAUUGCCUCAGUCGCCUCAUUCGUCGCCCCUCCGGGAUUGGUGCCAUACGCGAACACCAAGGUCGCAGCGUGGGCUUUCCAUGAGGGCCUCCAGAUGGAGACUCGCAUCUUCCACGACAGCAAAGAAGUCAAGUUUACGGUGGUUCACCCAACCUUUGCGUCAACACCCAUGGCAGCACCAUUCGCAAGCCAACUUGCGGCUGCCAAGGCAAAGGUCAUCGACCCCACAAUGGUCUCGAAUGCUGUAGUCAAGCAGAUUCUGAGCUGUCGUGGCAAGCAAAUCAUUAUUGCACCAGGUACAGAAGCUUUACAAUACUUGAGAAGCCUGCCCAUCUGGCUAUCUCAAGGCCUGCUCCAGCUUGCGGACACGAACCUGAAGGUAUGUUCGCUAUAUGCUUGUUGCUCGAAACACGAAGCUAAUCUUGAAAUGUAGCGAAUGGUGCAACAUCUUCAAAGGCAGAAGUGA